UCAUACACACACAUGUCCGGCCCCAAACAACUUGCCAGAGCAUACUCUAAAACAUUGAGCUCAUUCUUACUAUUACCAAAGUCUAGCAAACCACACAAGAUGGGAUCGUCAUCAUCAAAGUCGACAGGACAUAACUCGGCACCAGUUGGCUUCACACCCAGCGCACCCACAUCAGUCGAUUACCGCUCAAAGCCAAUCCUCGACGAGAUUGGCACGACGAACCACGGCGGCAUCGAGGUGUCCAAGAGCGUGCUGGACUUUGCCCUUGGCGAGCGUCCAUGCCCGCUCAAGACGUCUGUCCAGGACCAGUUCACAAUCACCAACCUCAGCCGCAACAAGCUCAAGUUCACGUUUGAGCCAUCACUGCCCAAGGAGUUCCAGCUCAGCUUCAGCCCGGCGACGGGCGCCCUCGAGAAGGGCAAGUCCAAGGUGGUCAAGGUCAAGCUGAUCGUCAACCAAAAGAUCAACGCCAAUCACAAGGCUGUGCUGCGUCUUGAGGGCGGCGUCAGCCACUUCCUCACGGUCAAGAUCCGUUGCGAGACGGGCGUGUUUGGCGUCGACCCUGUCGGUCUGGACUUUGUCGAGGACGAAGGAUAUCGCGUCCCCUCCAUCCUAGCACAGAUGAAGCGAUCACUUAUCGAGUAUGGAGGUCUAGAACAAGAGGGACUCUUCCGUCUCGCUGGCGAGCAGACCGAAAUCCGCAAGAUGAAGGAACUAAUGAACAAGAAUGAGUUCUCCUCAAGCAAUGACAUCAACACAGUAGCAUCAUUGAUAAAGAUUUGGUACCGCGAGUUACCAUCACCAAUCUUGAACUCAGUACCAACUGAGAAGAUAUUCCAUUGUGGCGAUGUUGAUGAAUGUGUGGAGGCGGUCAACAGACUGCCAGAGAUGCAAAAGAAUUUGUUGGAUUGGCUAAUGGACCUUCUCAUUCAAGUGGCCUCAUACUCGCGUAUCAACAAGAUGACGCCACAGAAUUUGGCCAUUGUCGUGGCGCCCAAUCUAUACGACGUGUCGACUUCCAAUCCGAUGGAGGGACUAGUCCUGUCACAAAAGUGCGUUCAAUUCCUCCACAAUGUUCUCACACAUAAGAUAUCCCAGAUGAAUAGCCGUUCAAUCUCUGUUGGCGUU
Acytostelium subglobosum LB1 is the source of this 1128-nucleotide messenger RNA. RefSeq lists its product as hypothetical. The record is from RefSeq and is a predicted model, not a curated record. Gene Ontology annotation, molecular function: GTPase activator activity. Gene Ontology annotation, biological process: signal transduction. The annotation marks the transcript as partial. Lineage: Eukaryota; Evosea; Eumycetozoa; Acytosteliales; Acytosteliaceae. The transcript is spliced from 2 exons.